Molecule: messenger RNA, 3373 nt
Organism: [Torrubiella] hemipterigena
Lineage: Eukaryota; Fungi; Ascomycota; Sordariomycetes; Hypocreales; Clavicipitaceae
Source: the annotation of a GenBank genome assembly
CGCAAGUAUGAAUGCCCAACACGCUCACCCUACCUCAGUUUGUUCAUCGCUGCUUGCGUCGUCUAUUUGCAUUUCUUAUCUUCUUCAUUUUGGUUUCAACUCUUCCCACGCAUAAUAGUAAGUUAAUACAUACGCUUGGUACAUGUCGCGUGUGCUAAUCUAGUCUUGUUUAUACAUCAGGCCUUGCGAAAUGUCUGGUCUCGAGGUGCUCGGUGCCAUUUCUGCCGUAAUUUCCAUCAUCGAUGCGACUAUUCAAAUAAGUAGCGCUAUUCAAGAUGAGGCGGGCCUACCAGCAAACUUCAAGACGGUGGCGGUUAGACUGCCUGUGGUUUCGAGACUCCUCGACGACGCAGAGGAAUACAUAAGAAGGAACGAAACCCUCGACCUGGCACCAGCUUUUACGCCCGUCAUCCAAAACUGCUCGACAAAAGCCACGCAGCUCCAGCAACUAUUCCAAAAGGUUAUCCCAGCCGACGGUGACUCGCGAGCUAGCAGAUACAUCAAAGCAGCCCGAACCAUCGGCAAGGGCGGUCGCGUAGAGACGCUGAUGAAGGAUAUCCUUGACGACCUGAGCCUCUUGACUAUGCAGUUCCCUGAUACAACUUCGCAUAGAGGGAAGGAAAGCCUGACGAGGGCCAUUGACGAAGUGAAGAAACUGGAGCCUUCGCUGCCUGAGGGGUUCGAAGACGCGGUCAGGUUUGCCAAUUAUGGGAGCGGCCCGCAGAACAUCAAUACCGGAUCGGGGAGCCUGUACAAUAACAAUGGUGCGGUUAUUCAGAAUACCGGUUCGGGGCAGCUGUAUAACGGCACCAAUUAUGUCGCCUCUAAAAUUUCUACACUUAGUUUUGGUGACCAGAAUCACGGCAUUCAAGCGGAGACAGUGACUGUCCAUGGAGGAUAUCACGAGUACCGUCAAUCUGCACCUGCAACGCCAUUGACUCCUCAAGAACUUAACGCGAAGCGCCUAAAAGUUUGUCGAAACCAUCUUCGGUCCGUCGAAUCAACGCGACUAUUCAACAAACAAAAGUCCUUUGAGUCUGCAAAUUGGCUGCUCCAGCAAGACGCUUUCCAGGAAUGGCAGAGGCUCGGUGUGAAGGGCCCCCAGGCAGUCCUACUCACCAUCAAGGGGCAUAACUUUACUGGUAAGUCUGUCAUGAUGAGGAGGGCGGUCGCUGCGAGCUCGGAAAAUGAAAAGGUCAUCACGCUGCAUCACUUCUUUGGCGGCGAUACAAAGGAUCCGAUAGAUGAGCUCCUCCGCGACUUGCUUUACCAGCUUAUCUAUGCUUUGCCAGAGAAGCAUAAGCCAUGGGAGGAUAUUCGACGCUGGGGUGAGGAGAUUGGUGAUGGCGAAUGUAUCGACCUUGCAUCUUGUGGUAACCUCGAAGAAAUCUUCAUACGCAUCACGGCCACAGUUAAAGACGAUCUAGCGAUUCGCAUUUUUGUUGAUGAUGUGGAUGACUGUAUUGGCGGCCAUGCGCAUACGUCGAAGCAGGACAGCCGUAUGCCUCUCGACGUUCUUGAAGCCCUAUACAACCUUCUAAGCCGCGCCCGAACUGUUGAUGCAGACCUUGGAAUUUGCGUAUCACGUCGGACACGGCAAGAUUAUUACGGAAAAGAACCCCCGGCGACAACCAUUCAUCUAGAAGAAUACAUUAACGAGGCGCUUUCGACGCUUAUACAAGCAAAGCUGGCAAAUGUAUUUCCAGAGGCAUUGGAAAAAGCGUUCAUUAUUUUAAAGAUGGUCGAAACGGGUUCGCAUAAUUUCCACUGGGCAGAGCACAUAUGCAAUGAGAUUGUCAAGAACAAAGACGGCAAGAUGCAGGAUCUCGCGUGGGUUGCGUCCACACCCCUGAGCGACUAUGAGGCUCUGUAUACCAGCGCGCUACGGUCUUCCAAGGCUUCAAAGACUCACUGCAGUCACAUGAACCUCUUGCGAGUUGCUCUCGGCUCCUUUCGACCGAUGACAGCAGAGGAGUCUCUGCACGCACACGCGUUCGCGGAGGAGCCUGAAUUCAAGCACCCAACAAUGGAGGCCUGGCAGGCAUCCGAGCAAGGGUUGACGGUAGAUGCAUUUACCAACUACGUCUCGGAUAAGACGUACGGGCUCUUGGAGGUAUCCGUGCGGGUGAAAACAUCCAAUAGCGCGACCGCGGCGCUCGAAGAUGACGAUGUUGAGUGUCACGUUCUCUUUUCCCGGCGCUCUACCGCGACGUUUCUUCGCGGCGAAAAAGGCCUGGCAGAAUUGGAAAUCCAGUCGCGAGAUCACCUUGAGCAAGAGUGCCAUGCGCUGCUGUUUCGUAUAUGCAGCACCGUUCUGGACAAGUUCUCUCUCACUGGCAGCAAUAACGUCCAUCUCUUGGAUUACGCCUGCGAGUUCUGGCUUCGCCAUUCCAUAGCAUGCGGGGAGCUACCGCCUGACAAGGCGCUGCCAGAGUUCUUCAUGAACAAGUGCACAAAACGCAAAGCUCAGCGCUUCAUCAAGCAACAGAUAACCUUCCUUGAGCAGGCUCGCGCCAAGGAAAGCAUAUCACUGAAAAACCAGACCAGUAUGACGGUGCUGCUGGCUACGCUCGGCUGCACUACACUGCUCCGUAGGCACAUUGAGGCGUGCGACUGCUGCAAGAUGGAUAUGUGUGUAGAACCAAACGCCAAGCAGCCGUCUACGGUGCUCCAGGCGUCGCUCUACAACGCAAUAUCAACUGCCAAGUUUGACACUGCCAAGUAUCUCGUCGGCUUACUGCCGCGGGACCAUCUCAAUAUGAGUAUCAGAGGCUGGACCUUGAUGUACACGACGUGCUUCUAUAGCAAAAUAAUGGCAUCUGAGUACGAAAAGGCCCUAGAUCUCGUCAAAACCCUGCUUGAUCUCGGCGCGGACGCCUGCGAACCAUCUCUGACGGGGGAUGUGUUUCCUCUGCACCUCGCCAUCAGCGUCGCUGACCACCGUUUGAUCGAAGUUAUUUGCGAAGGAAGGGAUAGAAAGGCACUGAACGACAUAUUUGAGAUGGGGCAGGGCAAGACUAGACAAACAGCUCUACACCAUGCCGUCAUGUGCAAGCUUGCUGAGCCGCGAGAGAGACAGGCGAUAUUGGCUACAUUGCGAAAGCUGGCGCCUGAUCCGAAUAGAUUGCUUGGUAUGAUAGACGAAGAAAAUAGAACGCCAGUGGACCUUGCGGACGAUGACGACGACCUUUUGGAUGAAUUGGAGCUAUUCCAGAGUUAGAUUACAGAGUAGUCUAAAAGCUACUGCGUUUUUGUUUUGGACGGUUGUAUUCGGUUGUAUUCGGUUGUAAUAUAUAUGUUUAUUUUAUACAUGUAGGAGAUGUGGAAAUGGACGGAGAAUGCGAUUGUAUAAAAAGAACAAGAUGAUGGCGGA